This is a messenger RNA of Acanthosepion pharaonis, 1296 nucleotides long. The record is from the annotation of a GenBank genome assembly. Lineage: Eukaryota; Metazoa; Mollusca; Cephalopoda; Sepiida; Sepiidae.
AUGCAAUUUUCUGCAAUAUACAGUAAUAUACGGUACCUGCAAUAUGCAAUUACCUGCAAUAUACGGUACCUGCAAUAUACGGUACCUGCAAUAUACGAAUUUACAAUAUACGGUACCUGCAAUAUACAGUACCUGCGGCUACGGUACCUAUUAUACGGUACCUAUACGGUACCUACCUGCAAUAUACGGUACCUGCAAUAUACGGUACCUGCAAUAUACGGUACCUACAAUAUACGGUACCUACAAUAUACGGUACCUGCAAUAUACGGUACCUGCAAUAUACGGUACCUGCAAUAUACGGUACCUGCAAUAUACGGUACCUGCAAUAUACAGUACCUGUAUACAGUACCUGCCUGCAAUAUACAGUACCUGCAAUAUACGGUACCUGCAAUAUACGGUACCUGCAAUAUACGGUACCUGCAAUAUACGGUACCUACAAUAUACCCUGCAAUAUGUACCUACAAUAUACGGUACCUGCAAUAUACAGUACCCUGCAAUAUACGGUACCUGCAAUAUACAAUAUACAAUAUACCACCCUACAAUAUACAGUACCUACAAUAUACGGUACCUGCAAUAUACGGUACCUGCAAUAUACGGUACCUGCAAUAUACGGUACCUGCAAUAUACGGUACCUGCAAUAUACGGUACCUGCAAUAUACGGUACCUGCAAUAUACGGUACCUGCAAUAUACGGUACCUGCAAUAUAUACGGUACCUGCAAUAUACGGUACCUACAAUAUACCCAAUAUACGGUACCUGCAAUAUACAGUACCUGCAAUAUACAAUACCUACAAUAUACAGUACACCUGCAAUAUACAGUACCUGCAAUAUACAGUACCUGCAAUAUACGGUACCUGCAAUAUACGGUACCUACAAUAUACGUUUUUCUUUCUUUUCUCUUUUUCUCUUUUAUUUUCGUUCGCCAUCUUUUCUUCUAUCUUUUUCUUUCCCACUUUUACACGCUCAAUUUUUCUAUUAUGCUUUUCUUUUCUUCUUUUUUCAAUUCUCUUUCUUCUUCGCAUUUUCUUUCGCUUUUUUCAUGCUCUCUCUCUCUCUCUCUCUCUCUCUCUCUCUCUCUCUCUCUCUCUCUCUCUCUCUCUCUCUCUCUCUCUUGCAUACGAACAUUUAUUUACUCUGGAAUUUAAUUCCAAUAAAAAAAAUAUACUCUCUCUGUAAUUCUCUCUCUCUCUCUCUCUCUCUCUCUCUCUCUCUCUCUCUCUCUCUCUCUCUCUCUCUCUCUCUCUCUCUCACGCACACACAUAAACUGAAUUGUUUAUUUUUAAUCAUUAAACUAUAA